UUACCAGUAGCACAUCAGUGGCAUUCAGAUACCCGUGCAUGAGAUAAGGCGAAAAUGUUGGGAAAUGCAUAUGUGGCUUUAUUCCAAACUUUCAUUCGUUCAGUUAGGAGUCAAUGCAAACGCUACACAAGUUCUCAUCGAAUCGCGCCGCCGUGGGAUAGCGCAGGUGUUCGGGAAGGGAAAGGACCUGGUGGCUACAAAAGCUGUCCUCGGCGCUGCCGGUGCGCGAGUGUCAAAGGGUGCACAUUCAACGCAGAACUAAGUAUGAAUGCCAAAGUGGCACUCGUCGUGCUCCUGGUUUCACUGGCACGCUUCUCAAAUGGGCAAGUGACCACCGAUAACAGCCCAACGGAAGCUUCAGUGGCAAAGAAGACCACCAGCGACGUAGCGUCCAGCCUGCUCACACGUCUCGUGAGCGACGUAAUGUUGAAUGCAAGUGAAGCGUUGCGUGGCAGCGUCAGUGUUCACGACCAGGUGGACGCUGUGAUCAAGGACGCGGCGCUGAGGCUCAAUGAAAUGGGUUACCUGCUGGUCAAGAUGGGAGCAGCUCUCAAAGUCGCAGGUCGCCGCCUCAAGGACGACGACGACACACUGAGCAUCGUUUUGGGACCGGCCAAGUUCCGCAAACAGAAGGCGUCUCUAUGGGCUCUUGACAUCGCGAAGCUUGGCAACUGCACCACCGAGGUUCGGCUUACCCUAAUCACAGCGAAGAUUAUCAACGCGUACGCGGCAAGAAGCAGACCGUCUUCCAUAUACAAAGGCGCCGACCAGAUUGGGGAUAUCGUUGGCUCGGCUGGUGACUCACUGGAAGACGUCGCUUUCAGGCUCGCGGGCCGUAGAGGAAGCGGUACCGCUCCACUUCUGCCGAAACCGGACAUGACCGAUUCGGGCGAGGCACUGCUGCAGAAUAUCAUCGACAUCAUCCUGAAACAUGGUGCCCACUAGGAACACACUUAAGAUGAAAAUAAACUUACUUCAGAGUCAUUCUGGAGCUGCCGUUA
Molecule: messenger RNA, 1001 nt
Organism: Dermacentor andersoni
Lineage: Eukaryota; Metazoa; Arthropoda; Arachnida; Ixodida; Ixodidae
Source: RefSeq, a predicted model, not a curated record